Paramecium pentaurelia is the source of this 947-nucleotide messenger RNA. The record is from the annotation of a GenBank genome assembly. NCBI's taxonomy places the organism in Eukaryota, Ciliophora, Oligohymenophorea, Peniculida, Parameciidae.
AUGUAAUAUCAAUUUCCUCUUGAUCUAGCAGUUAAUAAAGAUUGUAGAAAAUCAUAAAGUGCAAAUAAAUGUAGAGUUGGAGAUUCACCAAACAAAUUGUAUUAAAAUUACACUCAUAAAAACUAAAGUUAACCUAAAGUUGUGAAUAUUUUUAGAAGUUUUGUUUCAUAAUAUAACAUUUUAUAGAUCAUGCAAAUAGAUCUAAUAACUAUUUGAAGACUUCGAUUGAUGUUCAUGAAAUAAAUAAAUCGAAAAAGUCUGUCACUUCCCAUUAAAGAAUCAAAACUGAAAUUGAUAAACAGAAUGACUUUAAUAAACGAUUUUAUCCUAAUGACAUCUAAAUGUUUUUAAGUAUAAAUUAAAAUUGAUAGAGUAGAUAAGGUUGAGAUUUAGAACAAUAAAUUAAAUGCUUUAAAUAAUAAGAUUACAACUAAUAAAGGGAAUCGAUUAAAAGCAGUUAAAGUUAAUUAAGGAAGGUUUCUUCUCUCUAAUAUAUAUAGUUUAUAGAGAAAUCUAUGAUUAUAAUCAAACCAAACAAUCUAGUUAACCUGAUCUAUAGGAUUAAAUUAUGAGAAAGACAAACAAUUAUUUAAGUAAUAAUUACUAUUAAUUUAAGGAAAUAUUAAUAAGGGUUUGUCUACUCCUAAUAAUAUAGAUGAAAACCCUUAAUUCAAUUAUUUUUAAUAGAGAAAUCGAAGAAGUAAUUAUGAUGAUGUUACUCCAUUAAGAAGAUCUGUAUUUUAAUAGAUUCAAGAUUAUAGUGAUACAAAAUUGGAGUAUCGAAACAAUAGUUUAAUUAUAGUUAAAUAAAUGUAACAAGAGAGGAAGAUGUAAUGCAAUUUUCAUUUGGAUUACAAUAUAAUAAAUUGAGAGCUAUAAAAAGAUUUCCAAAAGAUAUAUUUUAUGGAGAUGUUCGAAAAGCAAAGAAAAAUUUACAAAUGUAAUGA